Molecule: messenger RNA, 1665 nt
Organism: Cyprinodon tularosa
Lineage: Eukaryota; Metazoa; Chordata; Actinopteri; Cyprinodontiformes; Cyprinodontidae
Gene: hoxb9a
Product: homeobox B9a
Exons: 2
Coding region: 136-960 (274 amino acids)
Biological process (GO): embryonic skeletal system morphogenesis; DNA-templated transcription; proximal/distal pattern formation
Cellular component (GO): nucleus
Molecular function (GO): DNA-binding transcription factor activity, RNA polymerase II-specific; RNA polymerase II cis-regulatory region sequence-specific DNA binding
Source: RefSeq, a predicted model, not a curated record
GAGAGAGAGAGGGAGAGAGAGAGGGAGAGAGAGUAAGAGGGGAGCAGGAAAAAACAGAGUGACAAAAAUAUCUAAUGUCUCUGCUUUUGUUCUGCCUGAAGUAAACUCGCCGUGGAUUCUAGAUAAUGUCCAAGAAUGUCCAUUUCUGGGACUUUGAGCAACUACUACGUGGACUCCAUUAUAAGUCACGAUAGCGACGAACUCUCAGGCGCGGCGCGUUUCUCCGGCGUCCAGUAUCCCGGUUCCACCUCCGCUGCGGCCGAUGGAGCCGGGCACCCCGAACUCGCUCAUGCCGAGUCAUACCCAUCCUGCAGCUUCCAGCCCAAACCUCCCGUUUUCUCCUCACCCUGGGGCCCGUUCAGCCCGCACCACGGAGCCGGUGGCCUCCCGACAGUCUACCAUCCCUACAUACCGGGUCAGCAUGUGCCCACCGCAGAAUCACGCUACAUCCGCUCAUGGCUGGACUGCACUCCGCGGAACCCGGAGUCUUUCCCGGGCCAGAGCCAAACUGGGCAGGUCAAACUGGAGCCCCAGGUUGGCCAUCAAGGCGGGGAGCUUCCCAUCAAAAUCAGCGGACAACACGAGACCACCACGUACAUCCUGGAGUCACUUUCCACGCCGGGGCGCGAGCUGAACCACCAUGCCACCUCCAUCCAGGGAGCAGGAUUUGAAGAGAGCAAGGAUGUUUGCGAAGGGAGUAAGGACAAGGACAGCGCGGAUCAAAACGACCCUUCUGCCAACUGGCUUCACGCCCGCUCCUCCAGGAAGAAGAGGUGCCCAUACACCAAAUACCAGACCCUAGAGCUGGAAAAGGAAUUUCUGUUCAACAUGUAUCUCACGCGGGACCGGCGGCAUGAGGUGGCGCGCGCUCUGAACCUGACAGAGAGGCAGGUUAAGAUCUGGUUCCAGAACCGGAGAAUGAAAAUGAAGAAACAAAGCAAGGACCAGUCAAAGGAGUGACUGGACUCAGACGGACUUUAGACAUGCUCUCUCUCUCUCACACACAUGCAGCCACAGUCUACCAUAUAUCCUGUCCAUCUAAUUGCACCUUCUUUCUAUCGGAAAACAUUUCUAAUGAUACGAGCAGACUAGCUUGUAUCACCGUCGCUCAGUCAGCCGGAGGCUUGGAAACAGCUUUCAGAACAUGCUGAACAAGCUGAGACAAGUCCAGUGGCCGAGCCUCGGACCGGACGACCCAACAGGUCGACCUGAGUCCAGAAGUGGCGGGAAAGCCUGAGGAGAAGGGAGAUUUUUGCUUCCAAAGGCUGGAACUGAGAAAUCAAGGAUGAGGACAGACUUACAGACGAGCGGUUGCUCCUGACAGGCUUUGGUUUCAUUUUCUUGAUUAUUUCCACCUUUUUAAGAAAUGCACAGAGCGUAUUAUUUAUAGAUGCCCCAUGCCUGAUUGUUUUCAAAUAAGAACCUAUGAACAUUUGUGGCCUAUUGUGAAACAUGAGCUGAAAACUUUUGCCGGCUUAACCCCUUUUUGUAUUGUUUUAAAAAUUAUGAAUAUUGUGAAUGAACCCCAUGUUUUAAACAAACUAAAAAUUAUACAGAUUAAAACAUCUUCAGUCAGUUUGUAAACUAUAGAUAAGUACUUUGUGUUAGAAGUUAGCAUAAAAGGGAGUAAACGCCUAACAAAAAACAAUUAAGUGACCAAAAAGG